GCGGUGGUCAAGGCUGCUCUCAGUAUCCUGGUCAACAAAGCCGUCCUGCAGGGAUGCCCUUUGCCACGGCACGAGAUUAACAGGCACCUGAUGAAGUUCCGAGGUGGGACCUUCCCUCUCUCAACCAUUGGCUCCUGUAAAGGGGGCGGUGGCAGGAAGGGGUAGGACAGUAGCAUGUGGAGAUGAGCCAAUACCAGCCCGCGAAAGAAGGGGAAACCCCGCCUCCAACUGGAGCUGUGGAGAUUCUCUCAGAGAAGGGUCAUUGUCCAGCGCUGAUGUCCUCUUCAUCACCAACGGCAAUACUCCGAGUGUUGUAGAUGGGGACCAUGUGAGUCUGUCUCUGUGUUCUUACAAGACUGAUCUGAUCAGGGAGUUACAGACCAUGUGCUCCAGCAAGUCAGAGCCAGACAUCAGUAAGAUUGCUCAGUCCGAGGAGGACUUCAUCGUCUUCUCUGGCUCUCCAAAUGGACAAUCACCCCGCCGCAGGACCGACCAUAAAGAAAAAGCUCUACCACAGAUGACCGGCAGCAGUCACUCCAACCCCAUCCCUGCCUCCAACCCCAUCCCUGCCUCCAACACCAUCCCUGCCUUAGGCAGCCUCUUGCAAGAGGCGAUCGAUGUCCUACCCAUGUCCCAGCUCCCUGUCUCCAGCAGCAGGGGACAGCAGCCACUAGCCUAGCAGCAGCAGCAGUGCCUCCGCACCACGAACACCCACUACGAACACUAACUGCAACGCGAACAGAACUGAACCAAGCAGCAGCA
This is a messenger RNA of Oncorhynchus tshawytscha (Chinook salmon), 762 nucleotides long. RefSeq names its product cortactin-binding protein 2-like. Lineage: Eukaryota; Metazoa; Chordata; Actinopteri; Salmoniformes; Salmonidae. The record is from RefSeq and is a predicted model, not a curated record. Bases 383 to 679 code for a protein of 98 amino acids. The transcript has 6 exons.